UUUGCGAAAUCAACAGUAGCUUUAUUUUAUGUCACGCAAUGAUGUUGCCACUGCUGCAUCGUUGCACCAAGAUGGUGCUGCUGAGGAAGCAGAUGAGGCGCAAGGGCAGGCAUCUGAGGAGCUAUAGACGCCUGGCCCAUCGCCGGCUGCGCAUGAUGCGGAGGAUACGCGACGAGCUGCUGCAGAAGGUGCGCAAUGCGAUAGCGGGCAGGCAGAGGGACAUGGAGCAGGUGCAGAGGGAUCAGGCACGGCAUGAGGUGGCCAGAAUGCUGGCCAUGUACAAGAGAUGGCUGAACAGUUGGACCAAGUCGCUGUUGUCCCAGCGCCGGCUGAUUGUGCAGCAGCAACAGCUGGAACACCAGUUGGAUCGUCGGCUGCGACUGCUGCGCAAACAGCUGGGCAGGCAUCGUACACCGCAGCGGCUGCUGGGCAGGUGUUUCCUGAAGCUUAGGAAGAGCCUCAAGCGGGCUUCGCAUCUCCAUCCGAGCAUAGAGGGUCAGGCGCACCUCUGGGAAGAGGAGGCCGAAGAGGUUAGGCGCUACCUGUCCCAGCUUCAAGGCAAUCGCAAGAAGCCACGUAAUCGUCUCCUUAAGGGGUUUUCCGAUUUUUGGGAUAUUGAAGUGCUGCGCAAGAAGCGUCCCCCAAUAGACCCCAUGACAACCGAGUUCCGUAAGCCUUCCGAUCGGAUCUACGCCGUGCCAGAGAUGCCUGCCAAGCCAAAGAAGAUCAAGAAGAAAAAACACUCUGAGCCCGAGACCGAAUUUGUUGACAUUAGUUUCAAUGAGCUGCGCGGAGCAUACAAGCCAAAGGGGUUGAAGAAGAAACAGAAGAAGAGAUUGAAACGCAUCCAAAAGCCAACAAUCGAUGAGCUGGAGGAGCUGUACGCGGAACAGAUGGCCAUUAAGGCAGGUCGACCAUCAAAGUCCAAAAAGAGACACACAAAACGGCGCAGUCCAUCGACAACUCUCACCCGAAUGAAUCUGAAGAAAUUGCUAACUCUGGAUGCGGUCCCCGAGGAUGUCAGCGUGAAAACCAAAGUGGUGGGAAGGAAGUUAGCAGCCAAAAAGCAUGGGACAAGGGACAAUGGAGCUGGUGCACAGGAAAAGCCAAAACAGAAGCAACGUGGGGCUAAAAGAAGGCGUAAAGCGAGCCGUGGCUUGCCACAGAAAACGGAACCAUUACCUGACAUAGGACCCACUUUAAAAGCUGUGAAAAAAACCAAAAAGCAGCGACUUGUUGCCGAUAAGCCGCCAACGAUGAAUUUCUUUAGACUGGAGGUGCAGGACAAACUCACAUCCGAAACAAAUGAGAAUGGAAGUGGGGAAACAACUGAAAGUACGCAGGAUCAGGACAGCAAAGAAACCGAGCGAGAUCAUGAAAUUGAAAAUAGACAUGCAAAGAAUUUGGAGCCCACAAAUAGCGAAAUGUCUAUGCUAAAUACAUUGGAGCUGCUCCGGAUGGAGAAGAAUUCUUUGGAUGUGGAACAAAACCAUUGGCAGUCCUUAAAGUCCAUAACGGGAAAGCGAAAGAGCAGUGUCGCAAAGGAUACGCAGCCAGUCGAACAGUUUAUGCCGGGCAAACUGAGACUGCAGAGACCCGUAGAGCCCGGUCCAGCAGAUGCGGGUCUACGAUUUUCAGAUGAGAAUAGCGAGGAUAAGCUAAGGUACAGCUUCCACUUGAAUGACUUGAACUCGGACCCAAAGUUCAGGGGAUUGCAGCGCCUGCUGAAGGACGUUAUCGAGAGAAACAGUGUCCUGGAUGAAGUGAUCGAUGUCCAAGCUCUCAUGUCAGUUGUGGGCAAGCAUAAUAUGUGGAACACCCUGGCGGGUCUGCACUCGGAGCUGCUGGCCACGGACAUCGACCGGUCUGAUAUUGUGGAGCUUCUGUCCAAGAAGUAUCUCGACUACCUGCGCGCCAUUGUCAACGAGUAUGGGAACAAUCCGGCAGCAGAGGGAAAGUCCAUGACCUCAUCCAAGUACAGGAUCAGCAGCAUCAAUGUGCCAUCGGAAAUAGCCGAGAACAUUGGGUGGCUCAGUGAGCAUACGACCAGGCGCAUGGGUGACGGAGACAGUCCCUUCAAGGGCAUCUCCGCCGUUCAUUCAAAGCACGGACUCUACGAAAUGGCCAAUGCCUCUGGGCAAAUGGACCACGAUCAGCUGAAGAAACUAAUCAAUGAGGAGUUGAAAAUGGAACGCAAUCUGCGCGAGGAGCGGCGCAGAAAACUCUUCUCUGGCACCUCCGCUCGCUUCACCUCAACGUCGAGCAUGUCCCUGUUAGAAAUCGAUCCGAAAGAGGAGCAGAACCUGCAGAACGUCGAAAUGCGAUACUCUAUGAAGAGCAUACGCAAAAUGUUGGACACGUACACGCAACACUUUAAGUCGUUGGCCAAGAGCCCAGUUCUUUUGGCUCUCGAGAAGCAGAGGAGCAUCACGGAGGACAAGCUGAAGAGCCACGAACCAUGCCCAAAGACCCAUGUGAGUAAACGUAAGCAGAAAAACCUGCGUAGCGCCGAACGAUUGUUCUAUGAGCCGCGUCAGACAUGCCGCGUGAAGAACCUCCAUGAAGAGUCGGAAGACUGCGAGUGUGAACCCGCGUGCUCCGAUGAGACCUUGCUGGACUCAUGUUCGCAUGUCUACGGGAAGUGCCCGCGCUGUGGUGUCAAGGUCGAACUGCCAUCUCCCACGCCACAGGCCAGUGUCCUCUCCCUGUCCCAGGGCUCCAUUGAGGCGUGCGCCAAGAACGAGUUGAUGCUCAGCACCGUGGCGGAUAUUUGCACACACUGCGGCUAUAUACACGACAAGUGCCAGUCCUGCCCACAGCUGCCCAUCGGCCCGGCGCCGUUGCAGCAACUGCGGCGCAUUCAGGCGGCAGUCGAAGCCAACAACCGGCAGCAGCCCCCAACGAGCGGGAAAUACUCAUGUGCUGCUCGCCCUGCGGGAUCCUCAGGAAGCACACAAGAUACGCAGAUCGCUAGAUGGGAGAGUAAUCCUCCUGCCCCCUUUGAAGUGGAGAAACUUCUCGUCUGCAAAACGGAGCACAAAUCAGCCGGCUGA
Drosophila subobscura is the source of this 3053-nucleotide messenger RNA. RefSeq lists its product as uncharacterized. NCBI's taxonomy places the organism in Eukaryota, Metazoa, Arthropoda, Insecta, Diptera, Drosophilidae. The coding region runs from base 39 to 3053 and encodes 1004 amino acids. The record is from RefSeq and is a predicted model, not a curated record. The transcript is spliced from 3 exons.